CCUGAGCUUUCCAUUCCGCUCUGCAGCGCGGGCGUCCGGGAAGGCCGGAGACGGGCUCGGAGCCUGGCAGCGAGCGCCCCGGCGCGGGUCCGGUGCCCGGGAGCGCAGAACCCGGCAGGGUGGCGGCCGGAGAGACCGAUCGCCCGCUCCCCGCCCUCGCCGGGAUGCACAACGCGUCGUCCUGGGGGCCGGGGCACUUGAACACAUCGUGCCCCGGGCUCGAGCUUCGCUGCCCCAACGAGUCCGGGCCGCCGCCGCCGCCGCUGCCGCCGCCGCUCGCCGUGGCAGUGCCGGUCGUGUACGGGGUGAUCUGCGCCGUGGGUCUGGCGGGCAACUCGGCGGUGCUGUACGUGCUGCUGCGGGCGCCCCGCAUGAAGACGGUCACCAACCUGUUUAUCCUCAACCUGGCCGUGGCCGACGAGCUCUUCACGCUCGUGCUGCCCAUCAACAUCGCCGACUUCCUGCUGCGGCGGUGGCCCUUCGGGGAGCUCAUGUGCAAGCUCAUCGUUGCCAUUGACCAGUACAACACCUUCUCCAGCCUCUACUUCCUCACGGUCAUGAGCGCCGACCGCUACCUGGUAGUGCUGGCCACCGCAGAGUCGCGCCGGGUGGCGGGCCGCACGUACGGCGCGGCGCGCGCAGUGAGCCUGGCGGUGUGGGGGUUCGUGACACUGGUGGUGCUGCCCUUUGCCGUCUUCGCGCGCCUCGACGACGAGCAGGGACGGCGCCAGUGCGUGCUGGUCUUCCCUCAGCCGGAGGCCUUCUGGUGGCGCGCGAGUCGCCUCUACACGCUGGUGCUUGGCUUCGCCAUCCCGGUGUCCACGAUCUGCGUCCUCUACACCACGCUGUUAUGCCGGCUGCGCGCCAUCCGCCUUGACAGCCACGCCAAGGCCCUGGACCGCGCCAAGAAGCGGGUGACGAUCCUGGUGGCGGCGAUCCUGGCCGCGUGCCUCCUCUGCUGGACGCCCUACCACUUGAGCACCCUGGUGGCGCUCACCACCGACCUCCCGCAGACGCCGCUCGUCAUCGCCGUCUCCUACUUCAUCACCAGCCUGAGCUACGCCAACAGCUGCCUCAACCCCUUCCUCUACGCCUUCCUGGACGACAGCUUCCGCAGGAGCCUCCGCCAGCUCAUGACGUGCCGCGCCGCGGCCUGAGCCUGCGCUGCCCCGGCGCUCAGGGUGGUCCCGGAUCCAGAGCCUCCUCACCCCCCCCAACUUGCUGUCGAUGCAGAUUCUCUGGCCUUCCCCCCGCCCCCAGGCCCACUGACUCGGUAGCUGUGGCUGCGCCCGCAUUUUCAAUUUGCCGAGCUCUCCUGGUGAAGUGGGAGCACGAGCGUGAGCAUCCUUGCAGCUGAGAGCGCACAGACUGCUCCCUAAAGUCAGAGGGCACCGAGGAGACACCCCCCAAUUCACACCCCCAGCUUGACAUAGGAGGGGAGGAAGGGGAGAAGAAGGGCAGUACUCUUAAGCCGCUCCCCUGGCUCUCCGGAGGAUGCCGCGGGCGCCCGGCGUCGGCUAGGCGCUCGCCUCUUCACUUGGCUCCUCGGGUUCCCCGCAGCGCCCGUCUGUGCUUCUGCUCUAGCGGGCGAGCAGCCUGGCCCGGGGCCCUACAGCUCCUCUCCGUGCGCUCUCGCCGCGGGAGGACAGGGUCAAGGCGCGUGCGGUCGCUCUCCCCCUGCUGGGGGACAGAGCAACUCGGGUGACCAGCGUGUGUGCGUGUGUGUGUGUGUGUGUGUGUGUGCGCGCGCGCGGGUGGGUCUAUCCGAGACCAGGGGUUGGAGUGAAGGAGGACGGAAACUGGCUGUGAUGCCUCCCCAGCAGUGAUAACAAUGGUGAUUAACCCCCCUUCCUGUUCCAGCCCCUUCUUUCUUUGCCGUUUCACCUUCCCACCCCUGUAGUCAUUUCGGGGACCCGCCGCCGGCUCUGAGAGGCCUGGAGGGUUGCGGCGCCCCCUGGCGGAGCCAGCUGUCAGCGCGGAGCAUCCUCAGCAGCGCAGGGCGUGCAGGUGAGCGCCCCGCUGUACCGCUUAGUUACCAGGCAUCUCUUCUCUCUACCGAGAGUUUCAGCAACCCUGGCCACGCCCCUCUGUCCCCGUCGACCUCUAGUACAUCUGGAGCAGUUCGUUGCAAUUCUUUGUGUAAGUAUUGUUUUUCAAGAUUGAGAAUUUUAUGUAAAUAUGUGUCCUAAUCUCACACGUUUUUGUGAGGCGCUAAGGAGAUGAGAAGGAGGUGUGAAGUCUCCAUCCCCUUCUCCUCACAUUCUUCAUCCUCUUGGCCUCAGGGGCAUCCAGAGAGCUGAACUGACCCACGCCCUUGUAUUUCUCUUUCCUGAAUUAUUUGUACUUUAUUCCUUCGUCCCAGACGCUGACUGAUAUGUCUGGUCCAGUCUGAUGAGGGAAACCAGACAGCACCCUAGCUUUAUUUUAUUUCCAUUUACAGAGACAAAAGUGGAUCAGGAGAGGGGAGUGGCAUUGGGUUUGCCCAGCUGCAGGUUACACUUGAGACAUGAGCGCAGAGCCUUAACCUGGCUGUGGUCACUACUGCCAGGGUUUUAAAAGAUUUUUUCUUUUGGGAUAAAUUCCAAACAGGAAUGAAAAUUUCUAAAAGUAUUUGUUUCCUAUGGUCAGUGUUAUGUGUGGUACAAAGCAGGAGUGAUGCUGGCAGGAUUUGUUUACUUGGUUUGAGGGGCACUAAUCAUGUUCUUGCUUUCUUAGCUUACAAAUACUUUUUAACUACGUAAAGGAAAAGGAAGAACUCUCCCUUGGGUGGGGAAAACAAACUCGUUCCCUGAUUUUUGUAAAUAAUAAUUGGUUUUUUUGCUCUCAAAGUUAUUAGGAAUGGUGGGAUAAUUCAUAACUAUCAGUUCAGAACAUGUAAAUUUGGAAACCUACCUUGGGUGACAAAUCGUAGUCAAAUUUUCCAAAUAUGCUCUUCCAUCUUCUACGUGUUUGAGCGAUGUACACGAUGGCACUUGAACAGUCCUCUGCUGGUGGGCUUUAGAGACCUCUUGGAAUUCAUUUUAGUAUCUUGCAAGUUUCUAGGAAACCUUCUAGUGAUUUUCUUCAUGACACACAAAAUUACUUUGUGAAUCCUCAGUAACUUUUCAAAAUUAAAGUCUUAACCUUAGAGUAACUGCCACAUUCUCUAAGGUGAUGGAUGUAGAAGAAGUAGACAUUGGCCACAGAUAGCCAAGCAUCAUCAUCUGGAUUUGAAACCUCAUCUGUCUUCAUAAACCAGGUCAUGUGCCUUGACAUCCUCUGGACACCGACUGGGGAGAGCCAUGCGCUCCAUCUGUCUGCUGCAUCAGCCCUACCUCCUGGCUGUCUCCGAACCUACCCAGGAGACUGCUGGAAAAGCUUAGGACUGACAGGGCUAUGUUGUCCACAGCAAGGCAUGGAUUAGCCCCUAACCCUAGCACUGUGUGUCACAAAACAGGCACUAGCCCAUCAGUUUCAUGCUAGCUUUCUAAAUCACUGGAUGAGCUGUGGUAGCAUUAUUUCUAGGUUGCUGCCUUCAUAUGAGCAUGCGCAAGUCCAGAUUGUAAGUUUCAGACCUCCUUCUCGUGACUUAGGUAUGCCAUGCCAAAGUAGGAUUUACUUACAUCGUUGCCUUGCAAAGCUUCUACCUCCAUGUUGAAUUUUUGCAGUCUUCCUGUAAUCUGUGUUGUUUGGUUACACCACUUCUGAUAUUUAGAAAUGUCCAUUUGGUUUUACUUAGCUUGGUACAGUUAUGUAAUGUGUGUUCUUCUCUCCUUGCACAGAAGCUCUGAUGAAAAUAAAAACUGAAACACCCUCUGUGAA
Messenger RNA from Phacochoerus africanus (Common warthog), 3801 nucleotides. RefSeq names its product neuropeptides B and W receptor 1 (gene NPBWR1). NCBI's taxonomy places the organism in Eukaryota, Metazoa, Chordata, Mammalia, Artiodactyla, Suidae. The record is from RefSeq and is a predicted model, not a curated record. The coding region runs from base 165 to 1157 and encodes 330 amino acids. The transcript has a single exon. Gene Ontology annotation, biological process: neuropeptide signaling pathway. Gene Ontology annotation, cellular component: neuron projection; membrane. Gene Ontology annotation, molecular function: neuropeptide receptor activity; neuropeptide binding.